Messenger RNA from Lampris incognitus (smalleye Pacific opah), 759 nucleotides. RefSeq names its product distal-less homeobox 4b (gene dlx4b). Gene Ontology annotation, molecular function: DNA-binding transcription factor activity, RNA polymerase II-specific; RNA polymerase II cis-regulatory region sequence-specific DNA binding. Bases 1 to 759 code for a protein of 252 amino acids. Gene Ontology annotation, biological process: embryo development; cell differentiation; negative regulation of transcription by RNA polymerase II. NCBI's taxonomy places the organism in Eukaryota, Metazoa, Chordata, Actinopteri, Lampriformes, Lampridae. The transcript is spliced from 5 exons. The record is from RefSeq and is a predicted model, not a curated record.
AUGAUGUCUGCGGCCUGCAUGCCCGACAGCCUCAGCGCCUCCGAGUCCAGCAGGUCGGCCUUCCUGGGGUUCGGACCCGCACCGCAGCCCUCCCCCGGCCUCCCCCACCUCUACCCCGUCCACGGCUUGCACGCGGUCGGCCAGUGUCAGCACCAGGCUCCCUUCCCUCCCACUGGCUCCCCCUACGGCCGCUGCUCCUACCCCGGCCCGGGCAACCCUUACCCCCCGUCCACCUACCUGCCCCACCUGCCCCACCAGCAGACCUGCAGCUCAGAGGACUCAGCGCAGAGCAGACUAGAGCAGAGCAGAGCAGAGCAGAGCAGAGCAGUAGAGGAGAGACCGCCGCGUGCUGGCGGGAAGGGGAAGAAAGUGCGCAAGCCGCGCACCAUCUACUCCAGCCUGCAGCUGCAGGCGCUGCACCAGCGCUUCCAGCACACCCAGUACCUGGCCCUGCCGGAGCGCGCCGAGCUGGCCGCCACGCUGGGCCUGACCCAGACACAGGUGAAGAUCUGGUUUCAGAAUAAGCGUUCCAAGUAUAAAAAGAUCAUGAAGCACAGCAGCGGACCUGAAGGUGAACACCUCCACAGCUCGUCCUCCAUCUCGCCCUGCUCUCCCGGGUUAAACCAGCUCUGGGACGUGUCACUGGCGAACAAAGGGACUCCGGUCCAUCCAAACUCUUACAUGAACAACUUUGGUCACUGGUACCCGAACCAGCAGCAUCACCAUCAUGAUGCUGGGCCCAGACCCCACAUGAUGUGA